Molecule: messenger RNA, 1266 nt
Organism: Prorocentrum cordatum
Lineage: Eukaryota; Dinophyceae; Prorocentrales; Prorocentraceae
Source: the annotation of a GenBank genome assembly
CCUCCCUCCUAUUCGUCGUCCCUCGCUUGCUUCUCUCUACCCUCGUCCUCCUCGUCCUUCUCGUCGUCGUCCUGCUUCUCCUCGUCUUCCUUCUCUCUCAAAUCCUCGUCGUCUUCCCCUUCCUCUGUGGCCGUUCUGGCUGAAGCCAUCCUGCAUAACCGACUCUUCAUCAGUACCUCCUCUGGACCACCGUGGCUAGAUCCAGCGAUGCAAGCUUCGGCACAGGCCGUCCUCUUCCUGCUCUUCUGCUGCGCUGCUCAGCCCGGCAGCUCUGUCUCUGUUUCCGAGAGAUGGCCCUGGAGCAAGAAGAAAAACGCUCAGCCAGCCGCAGCGGAGGCCCCCAUGCAGAAGCAAUACCUGGCCCCUGGCCCUGCUCCGGCUGAGGACGUCUUGAGUGAGCUGACGCAGGCUGGGUGCUACAUGAGGAUGCCCUCCGGAUGCCCCAAGGCGCCCAUGAGGACCGAGCUGUGGAGGCACGACGCCUGGGCAGAGAAGGAGGGUCUCGACCAGGAGGGGUGCAAGUCGCGCAAGGCGGUGUGGGACAAGUACUGCGAUGCGACUGACGCGCAGAUGGCCUUCGUGGCCAACCAGACCCGCAGCCCACCGCUGAGUGCGCUCCAGAUCUCCGCUGGGUGGACGUGGCCGUGGAGCAAGAGGAAGGCUGCGCCGGCGGCUGCCGAGGAGAAGCCAGCCGAAGCCAAGGCGGCGGAGACCGAGGCGGCGGUUCUUGCCGUUGACACGGAGAGCAAGGUGAAGAGCCCCACUAAGCCUGGGUGCUACAUGCGGAUGCCUUCUGGGUGCCCCAAGAAGCCCAUGCAGACCCAGAAGUGGAGGCACGACACAUGGGCGGAGCAGCACAGCCUCGACGAGGCUGGGUGCCAGCAGCGCGGGGCCGUGUGGAACGGCUUCUGCGGCGCGGAGGACGCGAUGAUGACGUUCGUCGCCCAGCAGUGAGUACUAACGCGAUCCAGCAGCGGUAGGUUGGGCGGCCUCACGCGAUGCUUCGUCGCGUUAAACAAUCGUCGUUGGGGGUCUCAGCCCAUGUCUUUUCAUCGCUCCAGUUUCCCCAAAAUGCGACACCUUCAAUCUUCAGUUCGGCGCUUGUUGGGAGCCGUCUUUGCAUUUUCUGGGGCCGUCUUCGGCCGUAUAGACGGUCUCUUGUGCUGCCUUUGGCCGUUCGGGAGACUCAAGAGUAUUUGGGUGGUAUUGGGGAAAUCUCUGGCCAGUCCUUGGCCGGCAUGGGGCCAUCUGCAGGCGUUGAUUGAG